Molecule: messenger RNA, 3004 nt
Organism: Cydia pomonella (codling moth)
Lineage: Eukaryota; Metazoa; Arthropoda; Insecta; Lepidoptera; Tortricidae
Exons: 1
Coding region: 109-2055 (648 amino acids)
Source: RefSeq, a predicted model, not a curated record
CUUGCGUCCAUUAGCUCACUAAUUGGUCUACGUGACACGAAAAUGCAUCGCCACGGAGAACAAAGCGUGAUUGAUGGUCCAUACUGAUGGAGCCAUUAUCUCAGGCGUAUGGUUUUACAGCUUAAAAGGCCAUUUCCUAGCUCUCCGUUAAUCCAACUAGGACUCUCUCAUGUAGGUACUUUUCUAAAAAUGAAUAAACUACCCUUAGUAAUAUCACUACUAUUUUCUUGUUACUUGUUUAUAGUAGCUAAUUUGACAAUCCCAUUGGAAGAAAAAACAAAAUACAAAAUGAUAAAAUGCGCAGUAGAAGUGGCUAACGCUAAUUUUAACGUCAGAAAACACACCGUUUUCUUGUCAAAUGAAGUUGAAGAUCAAGUGUCAAACAAAUUCUUGAAAUCAUUUAAAGGUACAGUUAUUAUAGAGACGAAGAGAGAUGAUGCACCACCGAGACAUGUAGUAGUCGUAAUAGAGUCUUACAUCUCUUUCAUAAGGAUUCUUAACGUUAUGAAGCCGGAUCUAAAAGGCAAGACCGUUUUGACCAGUGGAGCAAAGUUUUUAAUCAUCUUACUCAAUCCAGUGAAACUUGAAAGGAUCACCGAUAUAAUGUGGAGUUUUAACGCUGUUAAUCUCCUCAUAAUUACAAGAGAUGGUGAUAAAAUCGGUCUGUACACGUACUAUCCGUAUCGCAAUUAUACGCACUGCCACGAAACGGAACCUGUUCUCAUUCGGCAUUGGAAUAUAAAUUCGUCUCUGAAAUUUAAAGAUUUCCCUAACAAGAUGAAGAACAUGCACAAGUGUCCCUUUUACGUAUCCACGAAUAAGCUGUAUCAUCCCACAACAGAAAAACUGAUCCCUUUGCAAAUGAUUAAAAAGACAAUCGUGAAACUGCUGAGGGACCAAAUGAAUUUCACACCAAUGAUUUUAAUGAGCGAUUAUGUCAGCAUAGACUCAGAUCGCGCCAAGAACUGGUCAGAUUCCCUGAAUGACGUCAUCUCUGGGCUCGCGAAUAUUUCAACUUGCAGUAUUCCUUUGGGUGUGGAUCGGUUGGGGCUUUUAGACUAUUCGAUGCCGUAUUUUCGAGUACGCCUCGCUUGGUUAGCCCCGCCUAUAGGCCAAGGGCCGGUGUGGUGGCGUUUAUUCACACCUUUGAACAGCUAUCUGUGGCUGGUAUUACUCUGUAUCGUGUUUUUUGUAACUUCUCUGCCAUUUACGCUAAAAUUUCGAAGAGUAAAGAAGUUCUGCUACAAACAUUUUAAGAACGUUCACAAAAUACAAGGCGCUGCUUUUCGAACGUGGGGAGUAAUGCUGGGGCAACCUAUCCGCGUGGCUCCUAAACGUUUUAGAGAUUUCUACAUCAUCAGCUUAUGGAUGUGGUUUACUUUCGUAGUCAGGAGUGCCUACCAGAGCGUUUUGAUUGGAGCCUUGAAAACUGAUCCAGUCGUAGGUAACUUCGCCAAUUUAAAGGAGACUAUUGAAUACGGAUAUAAAUUCGGAGGGCGAGGUGGAAUACUUACUCAUUUUGAAUACGAUCCCUUCAUAAAAGAGCAUUUUGACGUUAUACCAGAAGCUAGUUUCGAGCAAGUAUUCACCGAUAUCGUUGAAGGUCGGAAGGAGUUUGUUUUGGCUACGUCUGUUGAGUACGCUUGGGCAAAUUGCAUGGCAAAGGGUAAGAAAGAGCACGAAUGCGGACAUAUCCUCCCAGACUCGUUACUAACAGUGCCUCUCGUAAUUUGGAUGAAGAUGAGCUCCCCAUUCGUUCUUCCACUCUCCAUCUGGCUUCCAAGGUUCGUUGAGAGUGGUUUGCUGGAUCGCGAAGCAUCGCAAAAACCCUACAGUUCGUUAACUAAACUGUCCCCCGACCCUACACCAUUGACGGACCAUCAGAUUCUGAGCUGCAUGCUCUGCCUCUUGAUUGGCUAUGCAGUAUCCAUGGCAGUGUUUGUCAUGGAGAUAUUGAAGCCCAAAACCGCGGUCAUUAAGCGGCAUAUUGUAGUCAAGCGGACGUUAAUAACCGACAAAAUCGUUAAGAAUCGUAAUCAUAGGUUCGUUCACUAAGUUUUUUAGUAGUCGCCUGUGGUAUAACUCGUAUUAUGCUAUACAUAUCGUGUACGUUUCUCCGUUCUCCGGUAUAUGAUACGGCUUCUAGGAUGCUUUACAUUAUUGCUAUGGUGUUUGCAUAUAUUUAGCAAUAUUUAUAGGUUGAAAUCAGUGAACUGUUAUGGAGGGUAAAGGUAAGUAAGGAGAACCCUCUCUGUGUAUGAAAGUGUUCGUCAAAAACCUUAAAUAGGUGACGCCAGAAUACCUAGAGUAUUUGAUAAAAAUUCCAAUCACUGACAGCGCACUUCAUUCAGUCAAAAACGGCUAAAUUCAUUCAUGUCUUAUAGCUACUCUAGCGCCACUCUGGAGAGAUCUGGAACUGUUAUUUAUAGCUGACAGUUGGAUUCCUUUGCAACUGUACUCUCAUAAGAGAGUUUUCUCCUUACCUCUUCCCUCCAUACUAGUUGCUUUCAUAGGUUUUUUUUUGACAUGGAAAUAUUAAUAUUUGAGGGUAUUUGUCACAACUUUAAUUAUAAAUACUUGAGAUAGUGAAAUAAAACAUACAUGUAGAUAAAAAUGUGUUUUAUCUAAUUCUGACAUCAAAGUAUUUCCAUUUACAACUACAUUAAACACAAUUAAUUGACUUACAUAAAUGGAAGCCGCUAUGAAAAGAUAAGAGAUACAAGGACAUAACUCAAUUGUACAUUCAAAAGUUAGCCGAAAAAAUAUAAUCAUAUAAUAUUUAUAAAACGAAAAUCUAUUUCAAACUCUGCCCCUGUAUCUAUUCAAGCAUUAACUAACAUUUAGGAACAUUUAUACAAAAAUAGACAUUGAUAUAAGACAACGAUGUAAAAAUAUAAAAUUGUCAAGUUAUGUCUAAUGCAAUAUAUAUUUUUCUACUAUAAUACAUAUUUGGCACAAUUUGAUAUAAAUAAUUUACUUAAUUCAAUUGUACACAAUAAACAAC